UUAGUAAGUCGACAUCAGCGUUUAUGGUUGCAUAGAAUAUCAUACGAGACAAAACGCUUGCCAAGUAACAUUAGUGACGUAACAGCCUUGGAUAACUUUCAAUAUUUCUCUAUGAAAAUUAAAGAUUUAAUGGAUAAGGAACAAUUGGAAUAUUUUGACAAUGUUUUGAAAAAAGUUGUAAAUAUCCAACAUCCCGUUGCAGACUUAAUGAACGACAAAUUGCACAGUCCAAUCUUAGAUCUGAUCAUGAUGCUUAUCACAAAUGUUGUAAACAUUGAUGCAGAUGACUCAGACAUUAAAAAGAAACAAAAAACACUCGCCAAUGUCAUUCAACUUAUUCACAUUGGGAGUCUUGUACAUCAGAAAGGAAUUGUUGACUUGCAUGCGACAGAAAAUUUCGGUAAUGAUUUGCCGGAAGAUCAUGAUUUAAUUAUGGGAAAUAAAAUGGCACUUCUUGCUGGUGAUUUUCUCUUGGCAAAUGCACAAAUAAAAGUCACACAAAUGAGAAACGACGCACUUUUGUUAUUGAUUUCAAGUGCUAUUCGUGACAUAAUUGAUUCAAAUUUCAUUGGAAAUUAUGAUGGGAAUUGCAAUCCUUUACCGUUCAAACCUGGUCAAACACCAGUCAUUAUUAAUACGAAAUUCCUUCGAGAAUGGGAACCUAUUCGAGUGGAAGGAAAGUCAGGAAAUGCUGAAGAUGAAUGGAUGAUGAGAAAUCUUUCAAACCGAGGUUUUCUUGCUGCAAAAGGAUGUCAAGGUUUGGGAAUAUUAGCGAAGAAAUCUCAAGAAGUUCAAGAAAAAUGCUUCGAGUUAGGGAAACAUCUUUAUCUAACAUGGAAAGUUUUCACAGAGCUUGAACCUUAUAGAAGUAGAAAUGUCGCUGAAAGUUUUGAAGUCAAUGUGACAAGUGCACCAUUUUUGUUUCAUUUACAUGAGAAUCCAAAGAUGUUUGAAAUUAUUAGAAGAGAUUUAUAUUCACUGCAGGAUAUCACAGACAACAAACUUUAUAAUGUGAUACUUAAUGGACCAGGAGUUGAAUCAACAGAAAAAUUACUUAAAAGACUCGUCAAUCAAACCCAAAGAAAAAUCCAAAACUUUCCAGACUCAAAUGAACGACGGAAAAUUGAAGAGACGUUAUCAGCUUUUGUAUAA
Molecule: messenger RNA, 1152 nt
Organism: Clunio marinus
Lineage: Eukaryota; Metazoa; Arthropoda; Insecta; Diptera; Chironomidae
Source: the annotation of a GenBank genome assembly